CAUCCAAUCAGAGGGAAGAGGAUCUGAGCCAGUCAGAGGGAGAUGGGCCUCAGGGAGUAAGAAUAGAAGAAGAGGACCUGAGCUGGUCGAAAAGAUGGGUCUUAACCAGUUGAAUGGAAGAGGGCCCCAGUCUGAGGGAGGAGGGUCCAAGCCUGUUCUAGGGAGGGAGGAGGAGGCCAGGCCCACCCAGGGGCCCCUGGAGGACUUGUUUCCCUUGUGGUUUUUUGCACUUCCUGUUCCCCUGCUCACUGCGGAAGUUCCUCUUCUUACCCUGCACCCAGAGCCUAGCCGGAGAGGACAAGGGCAGGAGGCACCAUGAGUGGGGGCCCUGUGGGAGGCAGGUCUGGGGUUCGCGGAGGACCAGGGGUUCAGCAGAACGUACCCUCCACGCUCCUCCAGGACCACGAGAACCAGCGACUCUUCGAGAUGCUGGGUCGGAAAUGCUGGACACUGGCCACCGCCGUUGUUCAGCUCUACCUGGCACUGCCUCCCGGAGCAGAGCACUGGACCAAGGAGCAUUGUGGGGCUGUGUGCUUCGUGAAGGAUAACCCCCAGAAGUCCUACUUCAUCCGUCUUUACGGCCUUCAGGCUGGCCAGCUGCUCUGGGAACAGGAACUGUACUCACAGUUGGUCUACUCCACUCCCACCCCCUACUUCCACACUUUUGCUGGAGAUGACUGCCAAGCAGGGCUGAACUUUGCAGACGAGGGCGAGGCCCAGGCCUUCCGGGCCCUGGUGCAGGAGAAGAUACAAAAAAGGAAUCAGAGGCAAAGUGGAGAUAGACGCCAGCUACCCCCACCACCAGCACCAGCCAAUGAAGAGAGAAGAGGGCCCCCACCCCUGCCUCCGCACCCAGGUGGAGACCAAGGGGGCCCAGCAGCUGGCCCCCUGUCCCUGGGGCUAGUAACAGUGGACAUCCAAAACCCGGACAUUACAAGUUCACGAUACCGUGGGCUCCCAGCACCUGGGCCUGGCCCAGCUGAUAAGAAACGCUCAGGGAAGAAAAAGAUCAGCAAAGCUGAUAUUGGUGCACCCAGUGGAUUCAAACAUGUCAGCCACGUGGGGUGGGACCCCCAGAAUGGAUUUGACGUAAACAACCUGGACCCGGAUCUGCGGAGUCUGUUCUCCAGGGCAGGAAUCAGUGAGGCCCAGCUCACAGAUGCCGAGACCUCCAAGCUUAUCUAUGAUUUCAUUGAGGACCAGGGUGGGCUGGAGGCUGUGCGGCAGGAGAUGAGGCGCCAGGAGCCACUUCCACCGCCCCCACCGCCAUCCCGAGGAGGAAACCAGCCCCCCCGGCCCCCUACUAUUGGGAGCAACAAGGGUCGUUCUGGUCCACUGCCCCCUGUACCUUUGGGAGGUGCUCCACCCCCUCCAACUCCCCGGGGACCCCCACCCCCAGGCCGAGGGGGCCCUCCACCACCACCCCCUCCAGCCACUGGACGUUCUGGACCACCGCCCCCUCCGCCCUCUGGACCUGGAGGGACUCCUGUGCCUCCACCACCACCACCACCACCACCACCACCACCCAGCUCUGAUGAUGGGCCAGUCCCUCCCCCUCCUCCUGCUCUGGGGCCUGUGGGGGGCCUGGCCCCCAGUGGAGGUCGGGGGGCACUUUUGGAUCAAAUCCGGCAGGGAAUUCAGCUGAACAAGACCCCUGGGGCCCCAGAGAGCUCAGCGCUGCAGCCUCCACCUCCGAGAUCGGAAGGGUUGGUGGGAGCCCUGAUGCACGUGAUGCAGAAGAGAAGCAGAGCCAUCCACUCCUCAGACGAAGGGGAGGACCAGGCCGGUGAUGAGGAUGAGGACGAUGAGUGGGAUGACUGAGUCACCCUGCCCACCUGUUCUGCGCCUCCUCCCCUGGCAGCCGCUGUUUCCUGCCCUCCACUCCUGGCCUCCAGGCCCUCAAGCCCCAUUUCUCCCCCACCAACCCUUCCAAUGCUGUCAUCUCUGACUGAUCCCCAACAUUCACCCUAGCAAAUUGCCAGGGCCCCUUUUUAUAUAAAAUUUCUAGUUCUCCUCACAUAAGGAUUUUUAAACAGAAAUAAAAUAACUGUCUUUUUGUUUCUCUCAA
Acinonyx jubatus (cheetah) is the source of this 2068-nucleotide messenger RNA. It is a transcript of the gene WAS, whose product is annotated as WASP actin nucleation promoting factor. The coding region runs from base 316 to 1821 and encodes 501 amino acids. Gene Ontology annotation, biological process: actin filament organization. The record is from RefSeq and is a predicted model, not a curated record. The transcript has 12 exons. Gene Ontology annotation, molecular function: actin binding. Lineage: Eukaryota; Metazoa; Chordata; Mammalia; Carnivora; Felidae.